Microplitis demolitor is the source of this 1146-nucleotide messenger RNA. Its product is annotated as testis anion transporter 1. The transcript is spliced from 3 exons. Gene Ontology annotation, biological process: transmembrane transport. The record is from RefSeq and is a predicted model, not a curated record. NCBI's taxonomy places the organism in Eukaryota, Metazoa, Arthropoda, Insecta, Hymenoptera, Braconidae. Gene Ontology annotation, cellular component: membrane. The coding region runs from base 124 to 801 and encodes 225 amino acids. Gene Ontology annotation, molecular function: sulfate transmembrane transporter activity; oxalate transmembrane transporter activity; chloride transmembrane transporter activity.
ACGGGAUUCAACUGUUACGUUCCAGCCUGUACGUCAGAUGACGUGGGCAUUUACUUCUCUAAUUACCGACCUGAAAUCUAACUAAUUACAUCGAAUAUCGAUAACCAAGUAUCGUUGAAGGGAAUGCUGUUACAAGCUAAACAAUUCCUUGGGUUUUGGCGAUUGAGCAAAUUAGAUGGUAUAGUCUGGAUGGUGACACUCGUAACAGUAAUAAUAGUUGGUAUAGACUUUGGACUUCUUAUCGGCUUAAUAACGUCAAUAGGAACUAUUUUAUUAUUAAGUAUGAAAUCUUAUACGUGUUUACUUGGUCAGAUUCCAAACACUGAGUUAUAUUUGGACAUUAGUAAAUACAGAGAUGCUACUGAAUUACCAGGAAUCAAAAUAUUUCAUUAUCGUGGAGGUUUAAAUUUCGCCAAUAGAAAUUAUUUUAAAUCAAAAAUUUUCAAGCAUGCCAAUAUAAAUCCACAAAAAGAAUUUAAAUCAAGAAAAAAGGAAGCAAAAAAUAAAUCUCCGUGUCAAAAUGAUUUGAAUCUACAAAAUAACCAAAACUUACGGUGUAUUGUGAUCGACUUCAGUGCAUUAACGUACAUUGAUCCUAGUGGUAUAGCAAUUUUACACGCAGUUUAUGACGAAUUUUCUUCAAUUGGUGUUUUAGUAUGUUUAGCUGGAUGUUCAGGACCAAUUUUUGAAAGUAUAUCUAAGUAUGAUCAAUACGUGUCGGCAAAACCAAAGUUGAUUAUUUUUAUGACAAUUAAUGAUGCAAUAACUUAUGCAUGUGAUAAAUUUAUAUGUAAUGUGUAAUCGUAGGUUUGAUUUGAUUUGAUUUUUUCGAAUAUUCAUUUAAUUUUUCUCUAUGAAAAGAAAUUGAACAAAAUAGUAUAAAAUCUUCAAGUUUACACAUGAAACGCUCAUAAAGUAUAUCAUUAUAUGAUAUAUUAAUAAAACAGUAGAAUGUUAUACAUAUUGGAAUGAGAAUUUUCCCACCUUUUCAUUCGAUUUCAUUGGUUUAUUCUAUAAUCUUAAUUAAAGCGUUUUUUUCCCGCUUUUGACAAUAAAAUAGAAUCAACUUAUGCGAAAUGAAAAAUUACAUUAACGGAAUCUGGUGUAGGUGUGGUAUCUUAACAAAUAAAAAUUAUUACACUGAAA